UACGCUCUGAGAAACAUGAGUUCAUCACUGCCGUCACCAAUAUGAGCAAUAUGGGAAGGAGAUGGGGGUGGAGCCUCUAAACAACGCAGUCCAUGCAGCUGACACACUUUUAGAUUGAAGUAGUGCUAAUUGUGGCAGGCACUCACAAGAGCAGUGGGGAAAGAGAAACUGACGGCUGUUGGAAGAAUUGUCCUUUCAGCAGGUCUCAGGAUGGAGAUUUGUCCCACCGGGUCAUCUGAUCUGAGCGAGGCUGAAGAGGCUGAAAUAGACACCAUCAAGCGGCACAGGAUGGCACUCCUGGAGGACAUUCAGAAGCUGAAGGUGGAGAUUGCGCAAGUGUUUGCGGAGAUAGAUUGCUUCCAAAGUGCAGAAGAGAGCAAAAUGGUCCAGAGGGACAAAGAUCUGUGCGUGGGCCGGAAGAAAUUCAACAUGGACCCUACAAAGGGGAUCCAGUACUUGACCGAGCACAAGGUGCUGACCUCAGACUUGCGAGAGAUCGCCAGGUUCCUCUACAAGGGAGAAGGCCUGAACAAGACAGCCAUCGGGGAUUACCUGGGAGAGAGGGACCCAGUGAACCUGCAGAUCCUUCAGGCCUUUGUGGAAUGCCACCCGUUCGCCAACCUCAACCUGGUGCAGGCACUAAGACAGUUCCUGUGGAGCUUCCGGCUGCCCGGGGAGGCCCAGAAGAUUGAUCGGAUGAUGGAGGCCUUCGCCAACUGGUACUGCCAGUGUAACCCGGGAGUCUUCCAGUCGACAGAUACGUGCUACGUGCUCUCCUUCUCCGUCAUCAUGCUGAACACCAGCCUGCACAAUCCCAAUGUGAAGGACAAGCCCCCUUUCGAGAGGUUCGUGGCCAUGAACCGAGGCAUCAACAAUGGAGGGGACCUGCCUGAAGAGCUCCUGCGGAAUCUGUUCGAGAGCAUCAAGAAUGAGCCAUUUUCCAUCCCGGAGGAUGAUGGCAAUGACCUCACGCACACUUUCUUCAACCCCAGCCGUGAGGGCUGGCUCCUUAAACUGGGAGGCCGGGUGAAGACCUGGAAGCGCCGUUGGUUCAUUCUGACUGACAACUGCCUGUACUACUUUGAAUACACCACGGAUAAAGAACCUCUGGGGAUCAUCCCCCUGGAGAAUCUAUCGGUUCGGAAAGUGGAAGACCCCAAAAAGCCAAACUGCUUCGAGCUCUUCAAUCCCAACUGCAAGGGGCAGAAGAUCAAAGCCUGCAAGACAGAUGGGGAUGGGAAGGUGGUAGAAGGCAAGCACCAGUCCUACAAGAUCUCGGCAGCCACGCCAGAGGAGCGCAACCUGUGGAUUGAGGCGAUACGGACCAGCAUCACCCAGGAUCCCUUCUAUGACUUGGUCUCAGCCCGUAAGAAAAAGAUCGCCAGCAAAAACUGAGCCAGCUGCCGGCCCACUCGUUGCUGCCCAGAUGAUCUUUAAUCACUGGGCCAUAUCCUCCCCCACUGGGCUCUACCAGCAAAGGACGCUCAGGAGCAGCACCUUCCCCUACCUCCUGACUGGUCAGAAGGUGACUGACAGGCUGACAAGCACCAUUUGGCUCCUCCCUUUCCAAUCCGGGAGUUCAAUUCUGAAGGGGAGUAGGUUGAUGCGGACGUGGAUCUGGAGGCCGGGACAAUGGGCACAGCCUCUCCCGCACUUGAACUGACAGAGGCUCUAUGACAAGACAUAGCCUUAUGUACACCUCACACUGGCCUCCUCACGUUGGACAGGCUGCAGGGGUCUCCAGCCCCCAGACUUGGCCAGGACAGUCCUGCAGACGUCUGGUUUCUCAGACUUCCUCCCCAGCCACUGAGCUGGGCAGCGGGCCUGUGGGCUCUUCUGGGGGAAUCCCAAAGGUUUCCUCCCCCUGGGAUUGUCCACAGGCCAGCAGCAGACUUCAAGAACCAGCUGCAGCUCUUCUACGCAAGUAAACCUGAGAAGUGAGAGGCCUGUGACCAUGAAGAGGUCGUCACUGGGGUUAAGAACCCCAGUGUGAAACCAGAGCCCAAGGGACAUGACCCCGUGCACCGGGGAGCCCUCUCUGCACCAAGUCAUUCCAGGGUCCCCCACACUGUGCCCCUGAAGACAGCAUUAAUAGUUUGGAGUCCCCAAUGUGUAUAUAUGUGUACAUUGACAAUGGGUUGCAGGAAGCCAAGAUGGUUUCGUGGGGACAAGGAGAAAUGGUGUCCUUUGGUACUGUACUGUUGGGCCAGGGUAACCACUUUGCUCUUCUACCUCCCAAGUCUCUCAUACUCAGGGCCUGGCAAACAGGUUUCUGUGAGGGGCUGAGGCUCUGGAGAGAAGCCUUAGUGUGGAUCUUCAGGGUCUUCUCCCAGCCUGCAGCGCUCCCAGGGGUCACUCAGCUGCACCGUUUCAGGCCAGAAGCAGGGAGAGCAGGGAAUGCCCAGCACAUACAGUGCCCUAGGGUUUUGAACUCUGGUCUCUUGUGUAAAAACCCCAAACAAGCCGCAGGGUGGAAUGAUCAUUAAAAGAUAAGAAUUGCA
Molecule: messenger RNA, 2501 nt
Organism: Chrysemys picta bellii (western painted turtle)
Lineage: Eukaryota; Metazoa; Chordata; Testudines; Emydidae
Gene: CYTH4
Product: cytohesin 4
Biological process (GO): regulation of ARF protein signal transduction
Molecular function (GO): guanyl-nucleotide exchange factor activity
Source: RefSeq, a predicted model, not a curated record